This is a messenger RNA of Beta vulgaris subsp. vulgaris (sugar beet), 1257 nucleotides long. Its product is annotated as F-box/kelch-repeat protein At3g23880-like. The coding region runs from base 1 to 1257 and encodes 418 amino acids. Gene Ontology annotation, molecular function: protein binding. The transcript has a single exon. The record is from RefSeq and is a predicted model, not a curated record. NCBI's taxonomy places the organism in Eukaryota, Viridiplantae, Streptophyta, Magnoliopsida, Caryophyllales, Amaranthaceae.
AUGGGAACAGAGAGUAUCAAGAUUGACAGCAAUUUUCUGGACCGCCUUCCGGGCGAUCUGGUGCAGUAUGUACUGUUACAGUUGCCACUGGACUCUAUUUCGCGCUUCAAAGCAGUCUGCAAAAAAUGGAAGCACAUUAUAGAAUCUCCUUCCUUCAUAAACUCCUAUCACAACGAAACAUCCUCCAACAAUCAACUUAUUUUUGUCUUAUCGGAUACUCAGUUAUACAGAAUAAGCCCUACUAAUCUCACUGAUGGUUCAUCGUUAAAUAUAAAAGACUAUCGUGCUUCACAGAACAUGUGUUCUGGUUUGAAAACCAUUGGGUUGAUUGGAUCCUGUAAUGGUCUGCUUUGCUUCAUUAGCCGUGGUGUCGGUGACUACCUGUAUUGGAAGAAAAUCUUUCUAUACAGCCCUUUACAAAACCGACAUCGUACCAUCCCUUCAAUGCCUAGAGAAGAGUAUAAACAUACUGCUGAUCAAGAUGACUCCAUACGUUUCAUAAGGUAUGGCUUUGGGUACGAUUGUAGCACAUAUGAUUAUAAGCUUCUGUGUGUGAUUUGGUUCAUUCGCAGUCCGACCUGUCACGCGUACCUUUACAGUUUGAAAAGGAAGUCAUGGAAGACACUUGAAUGUUUCCCUAAAGAUCACCUAAUGACUAAUGUAAGAAUAUGUUCUUUUAAAUCUGUUUUUGUGAACAAGGCUUUACAUUGGGUUGUAACCGGACCAUUUAAGGGUGGUGAAACAUAUAUAGACACUAUUUUACGUUUUGAUCUUGUUUCUGAGGAAUUUUCCUUGCUCCCAAGGCACAGUAAAAUGCAAAGGUAUCCCCUCAAAUUGAAUGUUUUAGAGGGAUGGUUGAGUGCAUGGUUUCGUCCACCCGACUUAGGCGGGGAUAAAAUAGAGAUAUGGGUCAUGAAAGAAUAUGGAGUAAAAGAAUCUUGUUGGACGAAACUGUUAUCUGUCAAGACCGAUGCUGAAACGGUUAAGCCAAUCUCUCUUUCCAAGAAUGAAAACAUACUGUUACUGUCAGAGUCUAUGGUCGAAGAAGGUCAAGAUACAAGAUUUCGUUGGUAUGAUAUCAAUACAAGCAAAAGGAUAAAGGAGGUCAAACUGCAAAAUUUGAGCACACGGCGCAUAUAUGAGGUGGAGACAGCUACGCAGAGCAGAUUAACUCUUACACUUCAUGAGUUGGACAAGAAGAGAGGAAAUAGAAAAUCGAAAAAGAAAAAGAAAGCCAAGUCUGUUAUCAGAUUAUAA